Molecule: messenger RNA, 1739 nt
Organism: Fusarium oxysporum Fo47
Lineage: Eukaryota; Fungi; Ascomycota; Sordariomycetes; Hypocreales; Nectriaceae
Exons: 4
Coding region: 174-1739 (521 amino acids)
Source: RefSeq, a predicted model, not a curated record
AUCCUCUCUUUGACUCAAAUAGAGUCUUUGCCCUUCGUCCUCUUUUUACUAUCCCUCAACACUUCUUAGUUCUUUCGCGCGCCCAUCACAUCAAGCGCUACGGGGAAAUAAAUACGCGCUCUUCAUCACCCUUCUAUAACACAUUCCAACCCGUUCUGUUCACGUUCGUCAGAAUGAGCAACAGUAUUGACCCAGAUGCCGUCAAGGCGGCCACAAUGGCAGACCUCUCUCGCUUUCGCCAGGAAGAACUUCCUCUGAGCCAUCAAGCGAGAAGACCAGAUCGCCCAACGUAUGCCCCAAGCGGAAACAAUGGAACCAACCACUAUUCGGAUACUACAAAGGCUGUUCUCGAGAACAAAUGGGCUGCCAAGAUCAACGAUGGAGAGUCCCAAAGUAUGGAAGGCCUUGAGCUCGAAGAUUCACGACCUUGGGCAAAAGGCCAGACAAGAAAGAGACUUCCGAACAUUACAGUUGACAGAGUUGCUCCAGCUAUCCCUGCUUCCCGCGGAACGUUCUCCUCAUAUCAGUCUCGGGGAACUCGCGUUCAGUUCAAACCCACAACACCUGCGACAUGGGGCCCGCCACCUACGGAGACAGCUACUCGAACUAAUCGUCAACAGCCUCCGCCUAAUGCUACUCACAAUGGCAGCUCUACCACUGCGAACGCUGCUUCUGUAAACGGCACCUCUUGUACACCUUUGGUCGCGAAAAAGAAGAAUGAGGACGACCGGGAUCUUAUUGCAUCGGAGCGCCUCGUGUACAGAAAACAGUGCCACCUUGUUUCAGGGAAGGCUGAGGCACUUGGUAUCGUCACAAAUGUCGCCAUCAAGAUCCGAGAUGCAGAUAAUGACGGCAUUUUGGAGAUUCAAAACGACUCUAAGGGCGUUCGAAUCCACAAUGCUCUUGAACUCGAGCAACCUGUCAUUGACGGCGUCUUUUGUACCAUCAAAGUGAAAACUAGGCCCUUCUCCGAGAAGCUUCGAUUCGCUACAGUUGGCGAUGCGCAAGGUUUCAAGAUUAACCUGUUCAAGCUCCAGAAUGCUCUGUUGGAUCAACAAAAGGAACAAGACAUCGGCGAGUCUCAGGUUGCUGACAAUACCGAGGAAAGCAACAAGGCAGAGGAAGACGGCGACCUCUUAAUGGCCUCCAGCCCCAUUGCAAGCACGGCAUCCGAUACUUCCAUUCCCGUCCUCAAUGGUCCAUCUCAACAGGCACCCACUGCGGAUCAAGAGCCCCUUAUCAUGGCGGAUGACGAUUGGGGAACAGCAGCUAACAACAACAUUCCCAGCGUGGGGCAUGAGACCAUACAGCUGAGUCAGUUGUUACGCCAGGUUCUGGAGCAAUUCGCUGCCCUGGGGAACCACUCCGGUGAGACUAUGAAUGGGAUCGAGUAUGAAAUCCUCGAACAGGCUCUCAGCCACGGCUUCCUGCAUGAGUGCGACGAGAAAGUGCGAGAGGAUAUCCUGGCCAUCAUUCGUUCCAUGUUCAACGUGGGUUGCAAGUUGGUCUCCCGUGAAUUUGCUUCGGGCCUCGGAGAUACCAUGGCAAUCGAAACCCCUGUGAAUGGCAAUGCCAAGGGUCUUGGUGGUGCAACCGCCGAGCAGGCGGAGGAUUCGAAGCAGGUGGAGGAUUCAACCAACCGCUCUGUGGUCGGUAUGCCUAAGGGCUUGGGUGCUUCACGUUUCGCCAAAAAGCCGGCGGCAUACCAUGGCAACUUCACCGGCCCGAUCAAGUACUGA